GAGCCAGCUUGGGGAGGAGAGGGGUGGGGAGGAGGUUGGCCGCGGCGACUCUCUCCCUCGUCCUCACUGCCGGCCGUCGCAGCUCCAGGCACCAUGUUCCGCGAGGGGCCCCCCAGCCACACCCUCCUUCGGCUCCCCCUGCUACAGUUGCUGCUGCUGCUGGUACAGGCCGUGGGGAGGGGGCUGGGCCGCGCCAACCCGGCCGGGGGCCCCCUGGAAGAUGUGGUCAUCGAAAGGUACCACAUCCCCAGGGCCUGUCCCCGGGAAGUGCAGAGGGGGGAUUAUGUGCGCUACCACUACAACGGCACUUUCGAGGAUGGCAAGAAGUUUGACUCGAGCUAUGACCGCACCACCUUGGUGGCCAUCGUGGUGGGCGUGGGGCGCCUCAUCACCGGCAUGGACCGAGGCCUCAUGGGCAUGUGUGUCAGCGAGCGCCGCCGCCUCAUUGUGCCUCCCCACCUGGGCUACGGCAGCAUCGGCGUGGCGGGGCUCAUACCCCCGGAUGCCACCCUCUACUUUGACGUGGUCCUGCUGGAUGUGUGGAACAAGGCGGACACUGUGCAGGUGAGCACCUUGCUGCGUCCACCCCACUGCCCCCGCAUGGUCCAGGACAGUGACUUUGUCCGCUACCACUACAAUGGCACACUGCUGGACGGCACCGCCUUUGACACCAGCUAUAGUAGGGGUGGCACUUAUGAUACCUACGUUGGCUCUGGCUGGCUGAUCAAGGGCAUGGACCAGGGGCUGCUGGGCAUGUGUCCUGGAGAGAGAAGGAAGAUCAUCAUUCCUCCAUUCCUGGCCUAUGGCGAGAAAGGCUAUGGGACCGUGAUCCCCGCGCAUGCCUCCCUGGUCUUCCACGUCCUACUGAUUGACGUCCACAACCCGAAGGACACUGUCCAGCUGGAGACACUGGAGCUACCGCCCGGCUGUGUCCGGAGAGCCGUGGCUGGGGACUUCAUGCGUUACCACUACAAUGGCUCGCUGAUGGACGGCACCCUCUUUGAUUCCAGCUACUCGCGAAACCACACCUACAAUACCUACGUGGGGCAGGGCUACAUCAUCCCCGGGAUGGACCAGGGGCUGCAGGGCGCAUGCGUGGGCGAGCGCCGGAGGAUCACCAUCCCCCCUCACCUGGCCUAUGGGGAGAACGGGACUGGAGACAAGAUCCCUGGCUCCGCUGUGCUGGUCUUCGACGUGCACGUCAUCGACUUCCACAACCCUGCGGAUCCCGUGGAAGUCACCACGCUGUCCCGGCCCCCUGAGCCCUGCAACGAGACCGCCCAGCCCGGGGACUUCGUGCGAUACCACUACAACUGCUCUCUGCUGGAUGGCACCAGGCUCUUCUCCUCCCAUGACUAUGAGGUCCCCCAGGAGGCGACUCUGGGGGCCAACAAGGUGAUUGAAGGCCUGGACAAGGGCCUGCAGGGCAUGUGUGUGGGAGAGAGGCGGCAGCUCGUGGUGCCCCCGCACCUGGCACACGGGGAGAGCGGAGCCCGGGGGGUCCCUGGCAGUGCAGUGCUGCUGUUUGAAGUGGAGCUGGUGUCCCGAGAGGAGGGGCUGCCCGCAGGCUACCUGUUUGUGUGGCAUGAGGACCCUCCUGCCAACCUGUUCGAAGACCUGGACCUUAACAAGGAUGGCGAGGUCCCCCCAGAGGAGUUCUCCACCUUCAUCAAGGCUCAAGUCAGUGAGGGCAAAGGACGCCUCAUGCCUGGGCAGGACCCGGAGAAAAUCAUAGGGGACAUGUUCCAGAACCAGGACCGCAACCAGGAUGGCAAGAUCACUGCCGAGGAACUCAAGCUGAAGUCGGACGAAGACCAGGAGCGGGUCCACGAGGAGCUCUGAAGGGCAGGGGCCUGGGCACAAAUGCGAGGGCCCACUUCUGGGGGGACAGUGGGCAGUGGGGCUGACCUUCCAGCAGUCUCCCUACCCUCUGCUGGGAUAGUGUCAGGGAGCGUCUAAAAAGUGGUCAGAGGAGACAACUCUGGUCUUCCCACAAGCCCGAGUAACAUCCACAGCACAGACCUCCAUUGGGCUUUCUCUUCCAACCCCAACCCCUUCUAACAGUUUGGAGUUACAGAGCCAAUGUGGGCAUUGGUGGAGCCUGGGGGUUGAAUGAGCCAUUGCUGGCCCCUCGCCCACACCUCCCCUCCAUGUCACCAGACUCUGAGCAAGGCGACUUCACCACUUGUCUCCCCAAAUUUCCCUUUAUCUGUACUUCUCACCAUCCCCAAACCCCCACCUCCAGCGUCUUUCCUCUGUGGUGGCAGCUCCCCAGGAGCAUGACCCAGGGCUGGCGGGACCCCAGCCUUCCUCCUGCAGCUCUGGCUGCUUCCUGGGAAGGGGGCAGCUCCAGGAGGGCAGCCCCACCUCACCUGUCCUGUCUCCCCUCACUGCAUCCAGUGGUGGGUGAGGUGACCCCAUGGUGCUACAUUUAGGGCUGGACUUUGUGUCACCUUUCAUCCUUAAAGAAAGCUGCUUUCUCUAAGGGACCGAGGAAGAGGAAGAAAGUGAGCAGAGGUGAGGAAACCUACUUCCAUGGGCCUCAGGGCCACGAAAUCCUUGGUUCAGGGCUGAGACAAACUUGGAAGAGGGGCUUACUGGGGGCUG
Molecule: messenger RNA, 2607 nt
Organism: Equus quagga
Lineage: Eukaryota; Metazoa; Chordata; Mammalia; Perissodactyla; Equidae
Gene: FKBP10
Product: FKBP prolyl isomerase 10
Exons: 10
Coding region: 94-1842 (582 amino acids)
Molecular function (GO): calcium ion binding; peptidyl-prolyl cis-trans isomerase activity
Source: RefSeq, a predicted model, not a curated record